Sander lucioperca (pikeperch) is the source of this 1875-nucleotide messenger RNA. Its product is annotated as THAP domain-containing protein 5-like. The coding region runs from base 319 to 1719 and encodes 466 amino acids. The transcript is spliced from 3 exons. The record is from RefSeq and is a predicted model, not a curated record. Gene Ontology annotation, molecular function: sequence-specific DNA binding. Lineage: Eukaryota; Metazoa; Chordata; Actinopteri; Perciformes; Percidae.
GAACGCGUUCUAUCCACCGAUGGGAGGCAAAGCAGCUUUUUUUUGAAGAGAAUAAAAAGCGGUGUUUUAAAUCUUGAUUUUCCCGGAAAGCAUUAAUAAUAGAUUUUACAUCUUGAAUGUUUUUAUGUGUAUUGAAAAGUAUACAAUCUACGGUAAAAAUAAAUAAAUAUGCCUAUCCAUGGCACUGUGUACAUUUAAAUAGCCGUGAACUAUUUUUAUUCCGUGUUUUCGUUGCGUCCUUUCCAUAGACAAUACGUCUCCUUUCACCGUGUGUUUUCAGUUGAUAAAAGUUAAUUUUAACAUUUCGGUUGCCUCACAAUGGCCUGUUCAGCGUUCCGUUGUAAUAACACACAAAGCAAGGACUCGACUGUUAUUUUUUUUAGAUUUCCUUUAUGUGACCCAGGCCGGCUGAAACAAUGGCUGAAGAACAUGGGGAGAAAGAAAUGGACCCCAUCUGCAUCGUCAUAUCUGUGCAGUAUGCACUUUGAGGAGGAUCAGUUCUUGUCAGACAGAAAUGUACACAAACACAUGGUCAACAAGAGGCUGAAGACCACCGCUGUGCCUACUAUUUUCAUCCAGCCACCACAUUUUGCCACACAGACCAGGGCCACACAGACCAUGGCUAUACAGACCAGGGCCACACAGACCAGGGCCACACAGACCAUUGCCACACAGACCAUGGACACACAGACUAUUUUCACACAGACCAUGGACACACAGACCGAGUGGGUAAGUGUAAAAAUGGAGGUAAGUGAAAGUAUGGUAUGUUCUUCACCCAGUUAUCUUGCUGAGCUUCACAGGGGGCCUUGUGCGGUUGCACAUUUGUGUUCUGUGUUGGAUAGUGAGGAUGUUACCAACAUUGACAUAAAAGAUAGUGGUAGCAUUCCUUCUGCUGAUUAUAGCGACAGGGGCGUCGAACUUGGGGUGGAAAGGGGACUGAGUACCCAGGGCCCCCAUGUGAGGAGGGCCCCAAAAGAUGCUAGAAUGAAUAGCUGUGGAUACGGGGAGGGGCCCAUAGAGAAUGCCUUUCUACAGGGCCCAGAAUUUUGUGCUACGCCCCUGUAUAGCGACGUCAUUGUGAAGCUAGAGCCUGCUGAGGAGACCGAUGUCGUCGUGAAGCUAGAGCCUGCUGAGGAGACCGAUGUCGUCGUGAAGCUAGAGCCUGCUGAGGAGACCGAUGUCGUUGUGAAGCUAGAGCCUGCUGAGGAGACCGAUGUCGUUGACAAUGUCCUUCCUGAUUACAUUGUUAAGCUUGUUAUCAAAGCUGAUGGUAAUGAGGCUGCCGCUGAGGACAAUGCUGACGUUGAUGAGGUCGCUGCUGAUGACAUAACCGAGUAUACCACCAGCGGUGAUUCAAAAACAGUUAUUCUUGAUCAUGACUACUUCUCCAAAAAACAAAAGGCAAUCCGCAUGUGCUCUGAUCACAUGUACGGGAUUUCGGAGUCUCCCAUAAUACUCAAAGGUAGAGUGAACAAACUAUGUGAUAAGCUUGUUGAAGCUCGUAAAAAGUUCAAGUUGAAGUGCCAGGAGACAAGAAGAAUGAAAUCCAAACUGAUGUCCUUAAAAAUUCUGACAAAGGGUCUUCAGAAGAAGUUGAAUUUGUUGCAGAAAAAGUUGAAUGCGUUGCAGAAAUGCAGACCUAACGGAGGUAUGGUUCAAAAUGUCCAGGAGCCAUUUUUCAUCUGGGUUCCUUGUGUGUGUGAGAGAGGUUAUACGUAGCAGGCUCUCUGUGGCAGGAUGGCUCCCAGCACUCAGUAAUGUUACUUUUUCUGGAAAAGAGAGAGAGAAUUAUUCCAAUAGAUGUUUUUGAUGCCCGUCAUCAACAAUGGAAUGAACAGGACCUGCAAAAAAUAGCAUAAAAAGCAAACCAAAGAA